UUUAAAGUUUUUUUUAUAGUGACUAAAAUUUACACUUAACUGUUGAGAUUGUUUGGUUUGUUAUGAUUGUUGGCUCAUGAUUAAGUGAUCUGAUAUUAAAACAGCUCUGAAAACAGCUCUGAAAGAAAAUACAUAACUAUGUCUUCAUUUUCAAGUUCACAACUGGAGAAAAAAUUAAAAGUUUUAACUAUGUCACAACAGAGUAUUCAGACGCUAUCUUUAUGGUGCAUUCAUCAUCGAAAACACUCAAAGAAGGUUGUUCAAACCUGGUUUAAAGAGCUUCAAAGAGUUAAACCACAAAGAAAACUGAUCUUUGUAUACUUGGCAAAUGAUGUCCUUCAAAAUAGUCGAAGAAAAGGUACAGAGUAUAACAAAGAUUUUGGAACAAUACUACCUAAUGCACUAAUGCAUUGUGCUGAGCACUGUGAUGAAAAAACUAUAGAAAGUCUUAAGAGAAUUUUAUCAAUAUGGUUGGAAAGAAAUGUAUACAAUGAAACUAUGAUUGCUAGAAUGUCAUCAUGUUUAGAAAAUAAACUAGGUUUUGAAGAUGAAAUCAGUACAACACCACCUAUCGAACAAAUGCCCACAGAAACAAAAGAAAAUUUGCAGUUAAAUGAAAUUAAAAAACUAACAGUUCCUCCUACACCUCCUGAUCCUGAUGAAUUAGUUAAGCGAUUGCAGGAGCUAGAAAAUUCAGCUACUCAGGAUGCAGUUGUUCGAGAAAAAAUAGCUAAUCUUCCUAUAGAGGUGACAAAUCCAUCAUAUAUAGAAAAAGUAGACGAUCUAGCAUCAGCAAAAAUGCUUCAAGAUAAAAUUGAUCAGGCUUGUGAAUUAUUAGCUGAUUAUAACGCUCGGCUUGCAAAUGAACAAAAAGAUCGACAGACAGCUCAAAAAAUGUUGCAAGAAUAUACAGCUUCUCAGAAAUAUGAGUUAGCAAUAGCUGGAGAAAAAUUAGUGGAAUACGAAGCAAAGUUGAAAAAAGUUAAUGCAGUAAAACAGGAGUUGCAAUCUCACUUAGAAAAUCUUCCUGAUAUGUCUAAAUUGCCUGAUCCUAUUCCGCUUCCUUCACCUGGUGAUCUCUUUUCACCUGGAAAGUUAAAAUAGGUGUUCUUCUGUUAACGGACAUUAUUGAUGCUGUUAACGCAAUUGGACUUCUCUGCGAGUUGUUCAUUCCUUCUGCUUUUCAGUCGGCUAUUGAUUAAUGUGUCGGCGUACAUGGUAAUGUGUCGGCCUACAUGUUAAGUGAUUUGAUCAAUUUUGUAUAUCAAAAUCUUAUAUAUCAAAACUUAUAUAUACCAAUAGUAUCUUUGUACAAUAAAAGUUUAAAAGAUAUUGAGAUCUAAACUA
Molecule: messenger RNA, 1347 nt
Organism: Hydra vulgaris (swiftwater hydra)
Lineage: Eukaryota; Metazoa; Cnidaria; Hydrozoa; Anthoathecata; Hydridae
Product: regulation of nuclear pre-mRNA domain-containing protein 1B
Biological process (GO): mRNA 3'-end processing
Molecular function (GO): RNA polymerase II complex binding
Source: RefSeq, a predicted model, not a curated record